AUGGAGCAUUUACCCCUGCAAGACAUGAAGGGCUUCCUGUUCCUCACACUACUCCUGAUGCCCGUGCCUGCUGGAGCUGCUUGGAGUGCGAAAUAUGCAGUAGAUUGCCCUGAUCCCUGUGACAGUAACGCAUGCAAAAGUACCGCACGUUGUAAGCGAACAGUGCUGGAUGACUGUGGCUGCUGCAGAGUGUGUGCAGCUGCUCUGGGGGAGACUUGCUAUCGUACUGUCUCGGGUAUGGAUGGUGUCAAGUGUGGUCCUGGGCUGAAGUGUCAGUUUUACACUGAGGAGGAUGACUUUGGUGAUGAAUUUGGUAUCUGCAAAGAGUGUCCCUAUGGUAGCUAUGGAAUGGAAUGCAGGAAAGCCUGCAACUGUCCCUCUGGCAUCUGUGAUAGAGUAACCGGGAAGUGUCUGACGUUCCCAUUUUUUCAACUGUCUGCUUCAAAGCCUCCAAAUCGACGAAAAAUAUCUUCACACACAGACAAUGACAUGGCAUCAGGGGAUGGAAAUUCUGUAAAAGAGGAAUUCGUUAAAGAGAAAGUUAAUCGCUCUCCAGUAAUGAAAUGGCUAAAUCCUCGCUGA
Lonchura striata (white-rumped munia) is the source of this 582-nucleotide messenger RNA. It is a transcript of the gene ESM1, whose product is annotated as endothelial cell specific molecule 1. Lineage: Eukaryota; Metazoa; Chordata; Aves; Passeriformes; Estrildidae. Gene Ontology annotation, biological process: positive regulation of hepatocyte growth factor receptor signaling pathway; angiogenesis. The record is from RefSeq and is a predicted model, not a curated record. Gene Ontology annotation, cellular component: extracellular region. Gene Ontology annotation, molecular function: hepatocyte growth factor receptor binding; integrin binding.